UCCCCGCACUCCCCGCGCCUCGCACAUUCGCACCGGCAGCUUGCGCGCAGUCCGGCGUCGCCCCGCGGUGCGCUCGCUCCUCCCACCCUCCUCCCGCUCCGUGGAUCCCGCGUUCCCGGAGAGGCUCAGGCGCCGAGUGCGCGGACGGGCACACGAACAGACGGCCCUGGGGACGCCUCGGCCCGCACCUCCCGGGCGGGCUAUGUUGAUUGUUCCACCGGGGUCGGCCCGCGGGAUCAGCACAGCUCGGCCCGCGGCCCGGGUGACCAGGGGGGACUAUGAACCGGAAAGCGCGGCGCUGCCUGGGCCACCUCUUUCUCAGCCUGGGCAUGGUCUACCUCCGGAUCGGUGGCUUCUCCUCGGUGGUAGCUCUGGGCGCGAGCAUCAUCUGUAACAAGAUCCCAGGCCUGGCUCCCAGACAGCGGGCGAUCUGCCAGAGCCGGCCCGACGCCAUCAUCGUCAUAGGAGAAGGCUCACAAAUGGGCCUGGACGAGUGUCAGUUUCAGUUCCGCAAUGGCCGCUGGAACUGCUCGGCGCUGGGGGAGCGCACCGUCUUCGGGAAGGAGCUCAAAGUGGGGAGCCGGGAGGCCGCCUUCACCUAUGCCAUCAUUGCUGCCGGCGUGGCCCACGCCAUCACAGCUGCCUGCACCCAGGGCAACCUAAGUGACUGUGGCUGCGACAAGGAGAAGCAAGGCCAGUACCACCGGGAUGAGGGCUGGAAGUGGGGUGGCUGCUCGGCUGACAUCCGCUAUGGCAUCCGCUUUGCCAAGGUCUUCGUGGAUGCCCGGGAGAUCAAGCAGAACGCCAGGACACUCAUGAACCUGCACAACAAUGAGGCGGGCCGGAAGAUCCUGGAGGAGAACAUGAAGCUGGAGUGCAAGUGCCACGGCGUGUCAGGUUCCUGCACCACCAAGACCUGCUGGACCACGCUGCCACAGUUCAGAGAACUGGGCUAUGUGCUCAAGGACAAGUACAAUGAGGCUGUACACGUGGAGCCUGUGCGCGCCAGCCGCAACAAGCGGCCCACCUUCCUGAAGAUCAAGAAGCCACUGUCAUACCGCAAGCCCAUGGACACAGACCUGGUGUAUAUCGAGAAGUCACCCAACUACUGUGAGGAGGACCCAGUGACGGGCAGCGUGGGCACGCAGGGCCGCAUCUGCAACAAGACAGCCCGCCAGGCCAGUGGCUGUGACCUCAUGUGCUGCGGCCGUGGCUACAACACUCACCAGUACGCACGGGUGUGGCAGUGUAACUGCAAAUUCCACUGGUGCUGCUAUGUCAAGUGCAACACCUGCAGCGAGCACACCGAGGUGUACACGUGCAAGUGAGCCCAAGACCACACUGCAUGCGCCCUCAAGUCAGGUCCACUGUAGGGAGGACCAGUGUCCAGCUGCACUUACCCUGAAGGUCACUUCCCAGAUCUCCAUAGGGAACUGCAGGAAUGCUGAGCUUGUCUUUCCUGCUGUGGAGGCACCUGCGCAGUUUCCUGCAGACACUUUGGGGAAAGGGCUCUCCAGAGCCCCUAAGCAUUCUAGUCCAUUCCCAGCCUGCUCUGCCCUACCCCAGACACUGCCUGGGCCUCCUCGCUGCAGCAGAGCCUCGCACAGCAGGAACCCUGGAUCCUUGGGCCUCAUCAUAGCAAUAUUUAACAAUUUUGAUUUUAAAAAUAAUAUUAAUUUAUUUAAUUAAAAAGAAUCCUUCCACCUCAUUGGGAUCCGUUUUCUGCAAAGUGGACUGAUUGCUUUCUUUGCAGGAAGAUUUUGUCACUGGGACAAGGAACAAACUAGAACUGUACAUAAUUAUUCUUUAUGCAGAUAUUUCUACUAGUUGAUUCUCUAAGUAUCCCCUGCACUAGAUGUUUAAGUACAGAGCAGAUGAUAUAUAUAUAUAUAUAUAUAUAUAUAUAUAUAUAUAUAUAUAUAUAUAUAUUUAAGCUGAUCCAAGUUUGGAGAUGUUUUUCACAAUACAUUUCCCAUCCUUUAGUCCUCCCCAACUCACACUUCACCAUUAGAAAAAUCCAGUUUGGAAUAAAUAGAAAGAAGAAAGAUAGUAAUAAAAGCACCCAGCAAUUUUCAUCUUUUGGAAAGUGAGCCACUGGAUAGGAGAGAAUGUUUUGUAAGAGACUAUUUUUAUAUGAACAUUUUAUUUAUUUUGCAUUUGGCUGUAUCAUUCCGUCACCUGGGCUUCUUAAUUCCAGGACUUGCUCUGUGGUAAGGAGGGGAAAGGCCUGGGUGUGGAGUCAGAGGACCCUCACACAACUGGGUUUUCAAGUUCUGUUGAUCAAAUGGGCAAAAGUAGCCAUGGAUGCCUGGGCUGUCGUGUCAUUGGUAUUACCUGGGAAAGGAAUUAGACCUCCAGUCUCAGCCUAUUAAGUUCAGGCUUUAAGAGCAAGGUCACUGAGCAGUGACCUCAUGAUUAGCCAUUUGGUGGGCAGGUGUGUGCAUUGGGACCAACACAGGGACUUGGUCAUGGCCACUUGGUAGAAGCCAGCUCAGGGAACUCCUCACCAGAAUGCUUCUGAAUUGCUGAGUGCCCUGGGGGAUAGGGGUGAGGCAUAGACCUCAGCUAAAAGGCAAAAAAGCUGGGGUGAGAGGUCCCACGAGCAGCUGGGUUUCCUGGAUGUCACAGCCCCAGGGUAGACUGUCAGAGAGAGGGAUGCACGAGGCCUCUCUGCCCUGGGUCCCCCUUCUUCCAGUGCCUCUGUACUUGGAAAGCUUUCCUUAAGGAGGCCGUGGGUGUUCUGCAUCCGUGUGUGUGUGUGUGUGUGUGUGUGUGUGUGUGUGUGUGUGUUUGCAUGCGCGCACACACACUCGCGCUGCAGCUUUAGGGAGUCUUGGGACAGUCGUGUGACUUUGUGCUUUCAGGUGUCUCUUGUGUGCUCCUGUGUGUACCCAACUAUCUCUGUUUCUCUCCAUCUGUGUGCCUGAAAGAUUCAGGGUGGUGUGUGCAUGUGUGUGUGUGCCUGUGUAUCUCUACAGGGCAGGGUUGAUGGUGUUGAGUCAAACUAUAGGGACCUUUGGCAAUUGUGUUGAGUCACAAAGAGAUGGCACUUCUGAACUCUAUGCCCACAGGUACCUCUGAGAUCACAGCCCCAUGGCCCCAUAAACUGGGAGCCUCUCAAUGUCUAGGCUGUAUUGGACACUCCAGUGUCAGCACUGGGCCUGGAUCACAGCAUAGACAAAUAAAAUGGCUGGACAGUUGGUUGAUUUCUUCCCUUGGACAUUUUUUUUCUUCUUUAUUUGGGUAUCAGGAUGGGUAGGCAUGAAGGAAUGAGUGCAUGGGUGGAUGGGUGAAUGAAUGGGUGAGUGGGCAAGUAGGCAAGUGCGUGGGGGGGCAGUUAAUGGGUGAGGGAAGAGAAAAUGCAGAAGUUUCUUGAAGUCUCCAUGUCACGGUUUAUCUCUGCCUCAGAAGCCUGCAGUGUCCACCAUGAGCAAAGAGGCUUCUUAAGCCUUCAGCCCCUCUGCUCCCGACUGGCCUCAUAGCACCUGAGAGUGAAGGAGAUUCUGAUCACCUCCCAGAGAGGCUCAUUUAAUGUAAUCGCAUAAACAUGGUUUCAGAAGCCACUCCAUGUCUUGUUUAACUGUACAGAUGAGGAGUGGGCCUGGCAGGGGGCAGCUGGGCUUGUGAGAAGAAUGGCCAGGUCAGCUGCCAGCCUAUCACUUGGCUCCUUAGUACACUGUUAGUUUCAAACGUAGGGACCUGCCUCCCCCCAAAGGUGCCCAGCUAAGCUGUGCUCUGAGCCUCAGUUUCUCCAUCGCAAAAGUGGAAUAAAAAUACCUACCUCACAGGGGUGUUGUGAGGGUCCUUCCAAUAAUGAUUGUAUGGCACUUUGAGUUUCAAAGCAAUGGAUGGAUGCUAAGUAUUAUUAUUAUUAAUUAUUAUUGUUGCUAUUAAUACUAUUCUCUCCAUAAUGAUAAUAUUCUUAAAACAUAGCUUAUAAGAAUACAUAUUUUGCUCUGUGUUAGGCAGAGAUAUCCCCCCUUUGUUUUACUCCUAAAGUGGCUUUUCAAUAAAAUUGCCAUUAAAAA
Messenger RNA from Myotis myotis, 4028 nucleotides. It is a transcript of the gene WNT7A, whose product is annotated as Wnt family member 7A. The coding region runs from base 279 to 1328 and encodes 349 amino acids. The record is from RefSeq and is a predicted model, not a curated record. The transcript has 4 exons. Gene Ontology annotation, biological process: positive regulation of JNK cascade; multicellular organism development; cell fate commitment. Gene Ontology annotation, cellular component: extracellular region. Gene Ontology annotation, molecular function: frizzled binding; cytokine activity. Lineage: Eukaryota; Metazoa; Chordata; Mammalia; Chiroptera; Vespertilionidae.